CAGCCCGGGCCUGACGGAUGAGCAGUUGGGCACGUGAACUCCCACCUCCAGUUUGGCUCAGUGCCCGGCGGCGGCGGCGGCAGCCCCGCGGUGCCCCCCGCCGUCUCCGCCCGGCUCCUGCGCGCCGCCUCUGCUCUUUGCGUAGUAAUUUCAGUUCCUGCUAACACCCAGCUCGCUCCCGGAACGCGUCUGAAGAGGACCGCCGCUGCCGAGCCCGCCCGAGCCAUCGGUGUGGCGCCGGGAGCCGCUGCUCGGGAUAUGCGACGGGAGGCCGCCGGCACAGCGCAGGCAGUGGCCCCGCCGCGCCGGGGAGAGCCGGGCCACAGCAGAUUGGUCCUUCAGAGGAAUCAUCUCUGACUGCAUCUUCACUGUGAGCUACGACUGCUUCCCAGUGGGAGCGCUGCUCAGGGGAGAGCUCUGAGAUUUUCCCAAAGAGAAGUUCCAUGGGGACUGUACCUGACCCUCUGAGAUCGGCUAAAACUUCCCUGAUUGCAGCUUCUGGAAAAGAAGAGGACCUGGGAGAGGUUCAGGCUGCUUCACCUCAGCCUCAACCAGCCGUCCUGGGUAGGAACACCAAUGGCCUUUCUGGCACUCCUGCAGAGCCAGACCUCAGUCCCAGGACAGCUGCUGAGGCCCUGAUGCAGGCCAGUGAGGAUGAGGCCGCGCAGCCAGCCAUGUCGUCUGCUGGCAUUGUCAAUGAGGUGGGGAAAGCAUCUCCCACGUUCAACUCUCCUGGCAAUACCCAGCUGCCAGGGAGCAGGGAGCCCGCAGCGCCAGCCCCGUGUUCUGCGGCAGGAAAGGAUCUGAUACACGUAGCAUUCACCAUACCAGCCAAUCAGCACACCCACCCGGCCAUCCCAGGGGACCAGCCCAACUCCAGCCUCCCAUCAGGACCUGAAGACACCCUGGUGAAAUCACAGAGAACUGCAGACGGAGAGCAAGCUGAGAAGUCAAGUUGUCCGGUGGGAGGGAUCCGUGGCAAAGAUCAGGUGCCCCCUUAUUCUCCUUCUCAAGAAACAAUCCAGGGAAUGCUGCAACCUGCAGAUACAGCACCCAAGGCGUUCAGUCCCGCCUCCGCUCCUGUAGGUGGACCUGAAGGGGCAAGGCAGCAAGCCGUCUGCGAUUCCCAGACAAGGUCCUGUGAAUCUCCAGCCAGAGAAGUUAGAUGUUCGGAGAACAGACCACCCUCUCCCACGACCUCAGACCCCCAGGCCGUGACUUCGGUGGCACCCCAAUCAUCCCACCUCCCUAGCGAAGGGUCGGUGUUUCCUCCGGAUCCAGAGAAGAUGCUGCCGCCAGCACAGCCUCAGGGGGCAAGGUUCAGAGAAGUGAGUACGAUGACCAGCCAAGCUGAAAAUGAGAUCAAGGAGGUUCCCCCCAGGGCUCAGCAAGAUGCUGAGGUGCAGGCAGUGGCCAGUGUGGAGAGCAGAUCGGUGUCUACCAGCCCCAGCAUUCUCACUGCGUUCUUAAAGGAAACCCCCGCUCCAGAGCAGUUCGAACAGGAGCAGCUGCGUGUCGUCUGCCGCGGCAGCGGCCGCGUAAGCCACACGUUGGAGCUGUCUGCAAGCACCCCAGCCCCCCGGGAGGCGGGUCAGUGCCUUGGCAUCAUGCCAGAGGUGCACAUCCAGUCAGCUGCAGCUGUUUCUGCAGCUUUCCGGGGGGAAGGUAAAUCAGUGAGCCUACCGGCUGAGGUCCUCAAAACCUCAUCAAUCCACGUGGCAUCCAGUAACGCUCAGGCUACAUGUAAAGAAGAUGGGAGGGCAGCGGGAAUGACCCAGGUGGGGCAAGAGCCCGCCUCUAGACAGCUUUUAGGUACUAAUUCUACCUCCCUGAAAGCUAGCCUCAGUGACCAGAUUUCUAUCAGUGCAGGAUGUCAAGCGGAAACAAGUCACGGAUUAGGGAAAUUUGAAACGAAGCCAUCUGAGUUUGCAGCGGAAGCCACCAAUGGCCACAAACCGGACCCAGACUGGAAACUCUCCAAUUCUUGUGGCCCUGCCAGCAGAGCUGACCAGUCCGGGAACUCGGAUCUCACGAAUCAAGGGGACACAAGAGAGAAGAAGCUUGCAUCUCCUCAGAUAGUAAGAGAACAAGAAUCUUCUGUCACCGAUAUCCUGGAUCCGAGGGCAAGGGCAGAGGCCAAAACUGUUCUGCUCAAUCCUAAAUCUCAAGAAAGUAGAGGCACCGCCUCAGCUGCCAGCCCUACACCCUCCCCAGUUAGGAGGAGCCAGGAGGGCGGCGUGGAAGAAAACAGACAGCCCAAGACAGCCACCAGCCUAAGCCUGCCGUCUGAUUCCAUGGGGGACUCCAGUCCCGGUUCCGGCAAGAGAACCCCUUCUCGCUCCGUCAAAGCCAGUCCCCGCCGGGCCAGCCGGGUCAGCGAGUUCCUCAAGGAGCAGAAGUUAAACGUGACGGCAGCGGCCGCCCAGGUGGGACUCACUCCGGGAGAGAAGAAAAAGCACCUGGGUGCUGACGCCAGGCUGCAGUUGAAACAGUCCAAGCGUGUCCGGGACGUGGUGUGGGACGAGCAGGGCAUGACCUGGGAGGUGUACGGCGCUUCCCUGGACCCAGAGUCCCUGGGCGUCGCCAUCCAGAACCAUUUACAACGACAAAUCAGGGAACACGAGAAAUUAAUCAAAUCUCAAAGCAGCCAGAGCCGGAGAUCCAUCUCCUCGGAUACUUCUUCCAAUAAAAAGCUCAAAGGCAGGCAGCCCAGUGUUUUCCAGUCCAUGUUGCAGAACUUCCGACGGCCCAACUGCUGCAUUCGUCCUGCUCCUUCUUCUGUAUUAGAUUGAAAAGGAACAUGUACGGGAGCCCUUGUAUGCUUUCACGGUCUUCAUAGAUAGCCCUCUGUCUAUGUCAAAGCUUAGUGUUUUCUGAGAGACCAGGAAGAGAAAGCAUUAACUUGAGGAAACUGCUAUUAAGGAUUGUGGCGUCCUUGGAUUGGGGGUCCAUAAAUAAUACAUCAUUUCAGUUUGAAAGAAAGAAAAGAAGCAAACUUCACCGAAGGUUUACGACCUUAAUUAAGAGGAAAUAACAUUCAGUGGGUUUUUUACUAUGAUGUUGCUUAUAGAAUAACAUGAUCAUUACCCGUGUCAUUUUGUAUUACUCAAUUUAUCACACUGUGGUAUUUCCAUUAAAAUCCCUGCUUUAUAUUAAAAAUAGCAAAAACACUCUUAGUGAAAACACGGUUAUGCUUUCUAGUCCAUUGCAAUAAGAAUGCUGAUACCACACAAAACUCAAGUAGGUGAUGAGAAAUACCACGUAAAAAAUGGAAACAGGGCUUCCCUGGUGGCGCAGUGGUUGAGAGUCCGCCUGCCGAUGCAGGGGACUCGGGUUCGUGCCCCGGUCCGGGAAGAUCCCACAUGCCGCGGAGCGGCUGGGCCCGUGAGCCAUGGCCGCUGAGCCUGCGCGUCCGGAGCCUGCGCUCCGCAACGGGAGAGGCCACAAUGGUGAGAGGCCCACGUACCGCAAAAAAAAAAAAAAAAGAAAAAAGAAACAAAUUUGACUCAUUCCUCGGCCAGAAGAUAUUAAAUAAAAGCAUUUAAAUGCAUAAAAUGCCAAAUAUGAAGUAAUAUUUGUAAACAUCUGCAGAUUACCCUUUUGAUGAACCUUGUUAUACCCGUUAAUAAACGUAAGAAAGUCAUAUUAGGAAAAAAAUUAGCACAGCAUUUGACUAUGAUUACUGCCCACAUAAAACAUGAAUUUAUAUCUACACAUUUUCCUGCACUGAAGGAAAGAGUCAUCUCUGUGAUUGUAACUAGAUUAAAUUCAUAUUUCCUUACCCUAGAGGAAGGACGUGCGACUGAAUUCUUGAAGAGAGUCCUCAAAUUAUUGAUAAUGUUAAAUCGUAUGUUGUUCAGGUGUUCUCCGAUGACAUUCUACUGAGAAAGUUACGGUUCUGGUAAGGAAUUAGAAAUAGCCAAUUACCAAACACUUUUUUCUGUGUUGAAAAAAAGAAAGCCUCCUGAGUAACAAAAACAACAGGUUUAACUGAAACUCCUGUAAACAGGAUGCGUUUUUUUGUUUUGUUUUGAUUUGGUUCGGUAGCUUCUCAUAGAAAAUGGAGUCAAAUAGAAAUGAGCUCGCUUACUGUUUUUGUAUGUAGACUGAUAUCGUCUAAUUACUUACGUCUAAUCUGUGGUAAAAAGGUAACCUCUGCAAGCCUCUUGAUUUUAAGAGAAAUACCAUCAUAUCUCGUCCUUCAAACCCAAUAAAAGAAGCCGCCUUUACAAAAACAUGCUUUGAGCUUUGGGUGGGCUUGGUCCUUGAGAACACAGGCACCUGUUUGAGCUGAGCCCUCUCCUGUCUCCAUAAGGGGAGCGUGUCCCUGGGGCCCAUGAGUGCUGUGCAGGGCACUGGGCUGGGGUGACCAACAGUGGCUUGAGUCAGGGUAGUGAGGAAGAGGGGAGUGAGCGAGGGUCCUUGAAAGGCUUCCCCUCCUGGACUUGCAGGGAGGUUGCUGGUUUCCACCUUGCUUCUAGAAAAUCACUGUUAGAGGUUGGAGGGACAUUGGCUGCCUUCUCUAAAUGCACUGCCCUUGAUGAGCAGUAUUCUCUCUCCAGAGAUUCAUAAAUUCCAUUUGUGCAGUAAAUGCACAGUUUCUGUUUCGGCUUUUUUUUUUAAUUCUCUUUUGAAGAUUCUGAAUAUAUGGUGGUGCUUGGAUCUCAUACGUAAGCUUUAACACCACAAGCUACACUGGACAUAACCUAAAUUAGUAAAUAGACAUUGAUUCCUUUCAAAGCCAUUGGACUGUCGAUGAAGCCUGUAUAAGUGGACCAGUCACAGCAUUCUCAGAGCCGGAGAAUGGCAAUUAGAGUUGUUAGACUUGAAACUUACAAUGAAUUUUUUAAUAAAGCACAUGUUUCAGUUUCUCACCGAUUGGCCUCUAGUAAAAAGGCUAUCUAAAGUAGAAAUUACCAUCAAAUUAGCAGCCAAAUUAUUAUUAAUGAAUUGAGUCUAAAACUCUCUCUUUGGGCCUUAAAUACCCAUGUGUCGUGGUGUUCAUGUCACUUCUGUAGAAGAUGCCUUUGCCAGUAUGUAACCUCCCCCUGUCUCGCUCACUGGCUGUCUCCCUCACACGUGCUGUGUACACACGGAGAACACCUUCUGUACACAGUGGCAGCUGUCAGCAGUACCCAUUCCAGAUGGGCGGGCCCCAGGUCACCCUCUGCUCUGAACUGGCUGGAACAGGCUGUUCCCUGCAUUAAAAUAGGAGGAGAAAAGGAAGAAUUCAGCAUCUGGUAAUAAUAUUUGUUUUCAUGAGUUUGGAGUAACCACAUGAUUUAUAUAAAUAGUAAAAGGAAACAGAGGCUGAAGAGACUUGUAGGCACUGGUCACACAUGAAAAAUAAAUUAAGAAAAUUCAAUAAAUUAAAACUGAAUUUGGUGUUGUAGUUAUACCCCUCAAAUGAAAGCUUAAUGGGUGAUGGAGUCACUGUAGCUGGUUUUCUUUGGGACUGAAACUAACCUUGACUUCUUCACCUUUAAUUUUUUACUUUCGAUCUUUACCACGCUCUAAAGACUGUCACAAAAUGUUAUAAAAGCUCUCUUCUCGCUUACUGAAUCUUAUAGAAGGGACAGCUUUGAAAAACAAGUCACAGAAGUAGCUCUUCCAGUGAACAGGAGCCCAUUUAAGACGGCAGCGUUUCCGCAUUAUGAUCCCCUAAGGACCCUCAGGACAAAACCUUGAUUUGAAAACGUUCUUUCACUUCCAUCUGUGACACAGCGUACACAUUCAGGACAUCAUUUGUGGUUCCUUAGUUUCAUUCAACAAAUGAAGUUUCAAAAUAAUUUUCAUGGCACAGUCUUUGAACUUGCUCUUCUUUUGCUUACCUGCAUGACACACAUUGGGUUAAAAGCUGUUUCUCUCCUUAAUUUCUUUUAGUUAUGUUUUGGUCCUUUUAAAUGCAUUUUAGUUGUUGAUAUAAAUGGAGGAGAUAUUUUAUUAAGUAAAUAAGUAUAAGAUAUUUUUUAAACCAGUAGCAAAAGAGAGAUGAGUUCGAACAUCUAAAUGUUUAAAAUGUGAAGAUGCUUACCCAGUGAAUAUUAGAAUUUUUAAUUUAAAUAUUGAUUUUUCUAUCUUUAUGACUAUACGAAAAAUGUGAUCCCUUCAACUGUCAUAUCUAUGUAUCUUCAGUACUUUUCUAAUUAUGUCUUUCUGGAUUAUUACCCGUGAUGCCACAGACCAACUACUUUCUAUACAGUAAAAUCCUAAUUAAGCUUUGUGUUUUGAAUCAGUGGUAUAAGUUACACAUUUUGUUAACCAGAAAGUUAACCAGAAACCUUUUUGUUUGCAUCCAAAAUUUAUAAAAAUAUUUAUAAAAAUUAUUACUGUGUUUUCCUACCUUGACAAGUCAGCUAUAUUGACUACAAUUUGAUUUUUGAUGAUGUUUAAUCUAUAGAAUUGUCUAAUAUUUAUUAUUUUGGAUACCAUUGUUUUCCAUGUUAUAGGUUAAAUAUCAUAAUUGAAGUAAAUUGGACCAAAUAUGCAUGUGUAACGUAUACCUAGAGGUUGAAUUUUGGAACCAAAUUCUUAAUAAGAGCUUAUCUGAAAGUAGACAGCAGAAGAGGAAAACAGCUUUGGGUUGCAUUUCAGAGUAUUAAGGUUUUAUAGUUCCUAGCUUAUUCUAAUGUUCUUCCUCUCAUCUCUAGGAGUUCCUAUCAUUCGGGGAAUACCUGUAUAUAUACCACGUGAAGACUAGAAUACGAUGUGACUUUAAAAUUUGUUUACAGAGGACAUAUAUGAGUAUGCUGUUAAUGUAAAUUGUUUGGUUCUGUUGUAUCCACUUCGUUACCGUUUUGCUGCCAAAAUGUGAGAAAUUGUCUUCUCUUCCUCCUACAUAUUGUGCAAGUGUUAAAAAAUGUGUCCAUUUCUAGUACCACAUAAUUUACCACAUCCCUUGUCUACUUUUUAAGAAUCAGUAUAAAGAAAAACAAUACAUUAGGGUAAGAUUUGCAUAAAUGUGUUUUUACUGAAAAUUGGGCCCUUGUAGCCUUGUGUAGGCCUCUACCUGUCUGACUUACUAAUCGUCUACAAUGCUGCCAUGGAGAUGGCGCUGUUUACUCUCUCCAGCUUUGUCCUAAGUGGUAUUUGAGAAAUGAAGCCUGUGAACUUCCCUUUGUGAUAGUAAUACAAUGAACUCAGCAGUAUCUCGGAUAACUGAGCUGACCGUCUUGUCUCUACCCCUGUUUUGUCUACACCGUGACUCGGAAGUCUUGCCCACGUCUGCCUUAGUGUUUGCUAUUUUAUAUUCAUAUCUGAGCAUUUUGUUUUCUGUUAGCAAUGUUCUUUGAUUCCAUGUAUGGCCCCUUUGGUUGAAUCUCUCCACAGGUGGGUCAGCUGCUGCCACCUGCAAAUAACAGGUGAUAUGCCGAAUCUCCUGUCCAUCUCUGUAACUAUAUCCUUCUUAAUGAAAUUCUGCAACCGGCUGAGUAAUUAUAAAUGUCAUCUGUGCAGACACAUGGGCUUAACGAUGUCUACAAAAUUUUAGACAUUUUUGCAAAAGGGAAAAAAAUAGUCUAGGAAAGACUGAAACAGAUUUCCUUAAACUUUGUCCUAUGCUUGGAAACAGCAAAUUCUCCUUGGCUACAGAAAUAAACUUGAUUUGCAAUAGCCAAGGACAUAAAUGAAGUUGGAUGGAGGUGGAAAAAUUCUGUCUCGCAAUCAGUGACAUCUGCCCGAGGUCAUUACAGCUGCUCUUAACUGUGAACAUUCACCAGCUAAACUACUCACUAGCCACAACCAGUUAACCUCUCUCAAAGCAAAUCCAAUACAUCUGUAUAUAUGUGUAGAUUAAAAACAACAACAACAAACCCUGAAAAAUUACUGUUAGCUAUUAGGUAAAUCAAGGUGAUAAUUACAAAGGACAUUGAAAUAACAGCAGGCCUUGGUGAAAUGACUGUGGAGGCCAGAAUGGUGCAACAAGAUGUUAUUCCCAAGUUUGGUGUGUUUUUUUUUGAGACCCAGAUAUCUCAGUUACUCAUCAUGAGAAUAAAGACUGUUGAUAAUGAAAUUAAAGCCAAGCAAUAAUGUGCCCAAAAGAGGCAGUUAUACCAGCAAGUGCAUCUAUCAUGGGCGCACCAUUAUAUAAUUAUGGUUUGCUCCAUUAAGACUGACCGUAACCCACAGGGUAACAUAAGAAAAGGCAUAAUGUCUGCUUUCUUGCCGGAAAAACUCGUUUAGGAGCUCCAUAAAGAGGUACAGCACUCGUGAGCGUUAGAUUUUAUGGUUAACAGCUCUGUCUUAACACGAGCCAAGACCGAAGGAAUCACCAAGAAUCUUGCUAGCUUAAAACUCAAGACAGCUCCAACCUGAAACUUGGUUGAAAUGGAGGGUUAAGUGUCUGGUAAUUACUCUUCCUGGACACUAGCCUGUAGGAAAGGAAUUCAGUUAACUCUGCCUAGAGGAUUACCAGCCUUAGCUAUGGGAAAAAAAAAAAAAAAAAGUGUUCUCAAAUGCAAAAUAACUAAAAUGAGAGUACUCAUAUCAGAAGGGGCCUGAAAUAAUGCCUUACAGAAAAUGAAGUUCCAGAUGGGCGUUUCUAGAUACUAAUUCUUCAUCAAGUAUCCUUUUGGGUUCAAGCUCAAAAUCGAUUGGCUGGAAUAAAGAUCACAUAUUUUACACUUCAGGAAAAGAUACUGAUGAUCAACCGGCCUGGUGAUAAUUACGACGAGAGAUACCCUGGUGACUUAAGCAUGUUGAGGAGAAUUAAAUGUGGGAGAGAUGCUAACUUCUCUCUCAGUCUCUUAAGAUGUGGGUAGGUCAUCGUCUUACUUCAGGGUGAAAAUGAUAGCUUGAUUUUUAACAUUGCUGCUAGCGUGACCCUUUGUUCCUCUGAAAAUCAAAUUAUUCUUCAGCAAAACUUCUGAGCAGUUAAACUUUUUUUUUUUCUGGUUCAUAUUGCUUUUGUGUUAUGUAACAGAGCAAACUAUGAAAU
Molecule: messenger RNA, 8935 nt
Organism: Orcinus orca (killer whale)
Lineage: Eukaryota; Metazoa; Chordata; Mammalia; Artiodactyla; Delphinidae
Gene: GPRIN3
Product: GPRIN family member 3
Exons: 2
Coding region: 444-2792 (782 amino acids)
Biological process (GO): neuron projection development
Cellular component (GO): plasma membrane
Source: RefSeq, a predicted model, not a curated record